Molecule: messenger RNA, 1011 nt
Organism: Neomonachus schauinslandi (Hawaiian monk seal)
Lineage: Eukaryota; Metazoa; Chordata; Mammalia; Carnivora; Phocidae
Gene: TMEM156
Product: transmembrane protein 156
Exons: 5
Coding region: 106-1011 (301 amino acids)
Source: RefSeq, a predicted model, not a curated record
AAGUAAAUUGCAUAAACUUAAAGUACUGCAGAGAUGAAGACCGAAGCAGGAAGAAACAUGCCACCGAUGUCCUGGUCGGGAACAUACUGUGUCAUGUGAAGAGACAUGACAAAAACAGCCCUCUUUAAAUUACUGUUGGCAAUACUGAUCACAUUCAUUUUACUUUUGCCUGAAUAUUUUAAGACACCAAAAGGAAAUAUAUUGGAGCUAUCAUGUCUGGAAGUGUGUUUGCAACCUAAUUUCAACUAUUCACUCCGCUCUUUAAAUUUUUCUUUUGUGACUUUUCUGAAACCAGUAAGAGAAACUCAGACUAUUAUGGGCAUCUUUCUAAAUCACUCCAACUUUCAAAACGUCACCAGGAUUUGCCAAGGCAUCACAAGUGAAUUGAAAAUGUGCUCCUCAUGUUUAGCUUGCGAGUCCAAAAAAAGUCUGGAUUUUAUUUCUCAGGAACAAACAUCAAAAGUUCUUAUCAUGAAAGCAUCAAUGGAAGUGAAGGCAAAUGAUUUUCGUUCACCUUGUCAACAUUUUAACUUCACUGUAGCUCCUAUAGCUGAUCCCUUGGAAGAACAUAACAUUACUUGUAAUCUAAAAACCCGCAUGAGAAGGCCAGCCAUCACGGAGGAAGAUUCACCCAAGGAAAAGUCUAUGAACCAUACUUGUAGGACUAUGGAAUACCUGAAUAAUUGUACACAUAUCUCCUUGCACCUAGAAAUGGAUGUCAAAAAUUUCACUUGUUCCAUGAAGAUCACUUGGUAUGUUUUAGUUCUAGUCAUUUUUAUAUUUUUUCUCGCCCUCACUCUCCACAAAAUACUUGAAAGCCACAGAAGAAUGUGGAAAUGGCGGAGAAAUACUUACAAACCUACCUCUGACCUCUUAAGAGGACAGGAUUCCGAGAAACUGCGAACAUUGAACGUGCAGGUUAUUUCAGGUGAGUUUUGUGACGUGCCAACAGAGCACGGCUUUGAGAAUCCCAGUCCCUCACCGUUUCACUAUAGACCCAAGAUCAAAUGA